AACCCGCUUGCCAUAAUCGUCUGACAUAUUAACACUUAUGCGUGGCAUGGCCUAAUUUCCAACCACCCGCAAAACGCGCAAAGAAAACUUAGAAAAUCAAGCAUAUCGGAGUACGUGCGUGUUAAACGAGACCAAUAAAUUGUGUUUUCUGCUCAUACGAUUUACUGUGGUCGGCUACCUUGCAAAGCACGAGCGGUCUCUCUAAAAUGGAGGAAGUUACGCCUUUGUUAGGACAAGGAAACAAAUGGCGUGAGGGUUAAAAAGCAAAUGCUCACUGUUGUGUCUUCCAUGCGCCCAACACGCACCGCGUCAACUGUACUGUAUGCACGACGCGUUUGGGACAAAGUUAAACUUGCGUUUGCUUGCACAUUGUCCACAUGGAUUUGCGUAAGUGAGAGAUGUACCUGGGAAACAGUGAAUCGGGUUAAGUGGAUGUAUACUGGGGGGUUGGGUGUGCUGUGCCGAUUGGUCGCUCUCACCAGCACGCACACACACACACACACACACACACACAGUCAGGGCUUGUUUUAACACAAACAAUGUGGGCAAAAAAUCAUGUAUUUCAAUAGAAUUCGUGGCCGCUGAAAAACGUGCUUAAGAUGCAUUGACGUGGUGCUUCGGGGAAAAGUGACAGUCGAUCAGUUUCAUUCUCGUUUAUUUAUUAAUCUCCAUUUUUGAUGUUGGAGAGAGAAAUGAGUGCAAAUGGGCCUACUGGUACAAAUGCUGCUGGGAUUUUGCAGAUCAGCUUUCACAAAUUGACAAAAAGUAACGCUACAUGCUCGAAUUUGAAGGGCUUUCCGGUGGUUUUGUCGUGACCGAGUCGUAAAUGCAGGACGGAGCCAUGACAACAUGAAUCAGUCCUACAAAGUGGCUGGCAGGGAUGGCUUGGAGUGUCAUGGCGAUCCACAGGAGACCAAGGCACUUGAUAGCCGCAUCAGCUCCUGUGGAUACCAAAGCACAAAGCGGCAGGGGGACCAGGGGUCUGCCAUUAAUUUCUUAAACUCUGGCUACAAACUCUCCACAUCGCCGUUCGCGUACAAUCCGAGAGAAUCCACCUCCAACUACAGUCCGUUGAGGAGACUUCAGGACCUGACCACUAUGGUGAACCAUGCUGACAUGAGUUUGCAGGACAAGGACUUUCACAGGCGAAAUAAAUUGCUCAUGCACAAUCCCACUGGCGGAGGUGAGUUCGGAAUAGGCCUUUAUCACACGUCCAAUUCGCAAGGAAACACUGACAGGACUACUAUUCAGGAUCUGGACAAAAAUGGUUUCUCACCAGUAAGCUCUGAUAGCUUGGAACAUUUUCCAUCCAUCCCAAAUGGAAUUUUGCAUUUCGAGUCGACCCUGUUUGAUAGUGGGGACAGCAAGGAUAAUGAGGAGGAGGAGCAUGAUAGGGUUGAUGUGGUGGCACCGUUUAAAGACACGUCAAAUAAAUGCCAGAAACGAAAUCUGGCAAACACAAAGGCUCCUAGCAGCCACAGGCUGGACCUAAGUAAAAACAAACAUGGAAGUUGUAACCUUGUUUCUAAAAAUACAGUGAAGUCUGACCCUCCUGGUAGUCCAUCACAUUUGCCUGUCGAGGUCAUGAUGGAGGAUUUUGACAGUAUGGAUGAUUAUUCAGACAGUGACUGUGAUCUUCCCAGCACUGAGAACAGUGCUUCAAUAUUCAACUCUGGUCUCUCUAAAAGACCAAAUUCACCCAGUGACUCCCAUUCAAAUCCUUCCAACAGCCCAAAGAAGAAGCAGCUCCCAGGUAUAAAGUACUCUGUAGAAGAUGUCGUGUGGGCCAAAUUCAACCGCAGACCCUGGUGGCCCUGUCAUGUAACCACUGACCCACAGAUUGAAGUCCACACCAAAAUGAAAGACCCCAGUCGUCGGCCAUGCCGUCUCUAUUUUGUCAGGAUGUUCGGGGAGAUCAUAGACCAAGCUUGGGUCCCGGCAAAAGCCAUUUUUCCUUUUGAAGGAGGUCAUCAGUUUGAAAAACUGCCUGUACUUAGACGGAGAGGAAGACAGAAGGACAAAGAUUACAAAUACACGGUUCCUAAGCGUCUAAUGCCUUCAUGGAAAGCUAGUGUCUUGGAGGCAGAGGCAGCACUGACCAAGCGGUUAAAUAGCGAACCUCCUUUGACUGUAAUUCGGGAUGUGCACAUGCCUAUUACAGAAGACAAGGCACCAAAAAGUCCUGCUUGCCCGACAUCUACUACACAGUCCACAUCAUCAAGCUCACUUUUGUCCAAUGGACUAGAUGCAUCCAUUAAAAAUAAAGGAAAACCUGGCACUGGAAGCAAAAAGAAGGCAACUAAGAAGAACAGCUCAACUGUGAAAUCUCCUGUGAAACUAACUGAAAACUCUUUAUCAUCUAAAUCAUCAUCAAACCCUUCAUCAGACAGCUACAAACCUUCCACAGCCGCUGAACGGCACAAACCAGACCCCCUAGAUAGUCCAUAUUCAGAUAUUGACUCUGUCCCGAGGAUUCUUUGCCCCAAACGUUCAGAGGAAUUGCCGCAGGAGGCGGUGGCGAAAGAAUUGAGCACUAAACCUAAGAAAGUACAGCCAAGUAAAAAGACGAAAAAAGCCAACGUGGACAAGCCGGUGAAGAAAACAGAGGCUGGUUCAAAAUGCACAACAAACAGUAAGCUAAAGAAGUCAACGCCCAAAGAAAAAACACUUAGGGCUACGAACUCCAGACAGAAGGAAAGCAGUUCCCCAGGGUCCUCAGAUGGGUCUUUUGCCAUGCACUCUCAUUAUUUUCCUGCCAGCAAUGGCUUAAUCUCAAGAGCACUUGCCGCCAGGAGAAAGACCAAGGAGAAAGAUUUAAGUCAGGAGCCAGAAUCUCGUUCACCAUGUGCUGGUGAUGAAAACUUUUUUUACAACAAGUGCUCAUCCCCCACCGACCAUUCUGAGUUGUCAAAACAUCAAUGGCAGGUAAAAACAGAGGCCAGUGAAGAGUCCACGGAUGACUCUAACUCCCACACACCCCUAAACCCAACUCUUAUUAAGUUUACCAGAAUCCGAAAUGAGAAAAAUGGCAUUCAUAAUGGACCUCGACAUAAAGGUUCCAAGUCAGAUGUGAAUGAAUCCUCCCUCAAUUCCGUUAAAAUCAAAAACGAGAGCAUGAUCUCAGACACUUCGUCUUCAUCCAUCACGUCUCCCUCGAUCUCUCCUAUGGAUGCUUUCCAGGAUAUGAAGGAGCUUUCUUUCAGGUCUCUUGUCAAAGACGAAUGCAGCUCAGGAGAAACUUCGCUCCUUGCGGAUUCAAACUACAAAUUCAGCACUUUCCUAAUGCUCCUGAAGGAUCUGCACGACAGCCGGGAGAAGGAAGGGAAACCUUUAACCCUCCCUCCCACAUCUCCAUCCUCUCUCAUCAGGGAAGAACCUUCUUCUAUCCCACCUGGAGAAGAAGCAACAAAUGAGGUGCUUUAUGAAAAGGACUGGAAGGCAAUUGCGGAUCAGAACAGUCGGCAGGGGAAGACGUCAACGCCAAAACAGGGCAAGGCCAAGCCGAAAUCAUCAAUGAAAAAGGAGAUGCAAAAACACGAUGGUGGGAACAAUUUAGUUUCUCCACUGAAAAAGCAGAACUCAUCAGUAGGUUUGGAUGCACUUGAAAAGAGUUUGCCUCUGCUAGGGGAACUUUCCAACUCUCACCAUGAUGCUGUUCCUGAUGUCUGUGGCAAGGGCACCAUCUCCAAGGUUGCUCCUAAAAAGCGGUGGCAAACAUUUGAGUCUGGCAUUGGGAAAAGCACCAAGCCAAAGAGCGAUCCGGUUGGUUUGAAUCAAGAUGUAGUGAAGGAGUCCACAGAUCUAAAUGGAGUUUUCAAAGACAGUCUUGAAGAAGCGGCUCAUUCUGACAUCCCUGAUAAAAAAGAUGCUUCAGAAAACAAAAGGCUCAGAAAACCAAGCAAGAGACUGAUUGAAUGCAGUGAAGAAUAUGAGCAAAUAUUUUCCACAAAGAAGAAAUCAAAGAAAACUCCCGAGUCCUGUAAAACGGGAUCUUGGAUCGCCAACACUAACGUUGACCAGCCAGCACCUGAGCAGAUCACACCUGAUGCUUUAAGCUCUUCACCUGAAAAACCCUCUGAGCAGGCCACACCAGAGGAGCAGAAAGAACCAGCAGAUAAUCUUGUAUCACCUUCAACACUGUUAUCGCCAUCCUGUGAAGGCCAAUCACUAAACAGAGAGUCAUGUAAGAAGAAAUCUGCACCCUCAGAUAGAAAGAGACCACGUAAGACUGUGCUUAAAAUUCUAGACUGCACCGUUGAGGGGGAUUCUGUAAAGAUCCCAAAAAAAGAGGAGAGUAAACAAGUUAUCAGCCCAGAUGAAUCAGAUGUCAAAGAUAUUCAGAAACAGGAAGAGCCUGGACCUACACCAUCAAGCCCGUGUGCUGCAUCAGCAGCAGCUCAAAGUGAGGAUGAAAUAAGAACAUCAUCCCCAAUCCAGCAGGACACAGCCAGUGUCUGCCAGAUCCAGCUUGAAGGAGAGCAGAGCAGCCCGUCAAAGCCUCAGGCAAAGGAGUCACACACAAAUGACGAGGACUCCCUGACCUCUGAGGUUUUUGGUGCAGGACUCAAUGACAGUGCUUUUUCAAGCAGAGAUUCUUUAUCAGGUGAUUUAACAGGAUUCUCGACCAAUAGAAAAUCAGGGGAGAAAGGUGGAGGUGCGUCAUUGAAGGAGAAUGUUUGCCAGGUAUGUGAGAAAACGGGUGAACUGCUCCUCUGUGAGGGGCAGUGCUGUGGUGCCUUCCAUUUGCAGUGCAUCGGCCUCACUGAGACCCCUAAAGGCCGCUUUAUCUGCCAAGAGUGUAAGAUGGGUGUGCACACAUGUUUUGUGUGUAAAACUCCUGAUAAGGAGGUCAGGAGGUGUAUGAUCCCUGUGUGUGGGAAGUUUUAUCACAUGGAAUGCAUACUGAAAUAUUCCCCCACCGUCGCUCAGAACCGCGGCUUCCGCUGCUCCCUCCAUGUCUGUCUGGCCUGCUACAUCACCAACCCCGCCAACCCUGGUAUUUCCAAAGGCCGUUUGACGCGCUGCGUCCGCUGCCCUGUGGCCUACCACGCCAAUGACUACUGUAUGGCUGCCGGCAGUGUCCCAUUGGCCAAUAACAGCUUCCUGUGCCCCAACCACUUCACUCCACGCAAAGGGUGCAAAAACCAUGAACAUAUUAACGUCAGCUGGUGUUUUGUGUGUUCUGAAGGAGGAAGUCUGCUUUGCUGUGAAUCUUGCCCUGCUGCCUUUCACCGUGAGUGUCUGAACAUUGACAUGCCCCAGGGAAGCUGGUUCUGUAACGACUGUCGAGCGGGAAAGAAACCCCACUACAAGGACAUUCUGUGGGUCAAAGUGGGCCGCUACAGGUGGUGGCCCGCUGAAGUGACUCAACCAAAAAACGUUCCUGAGAACAUCUGCCGCUUGAGGCAUGAGGUGGGGGAGUUUCCUGUGCACUUCUUUGGCUCCAAAGACUACGUGUGGACAUAUCAAGCUCGCUGUUUUCCCUACAUGGAAGGGGAUGCCAACAAUAAAGAAAAAAUGGGAAAGGGUGCAGAUGCCAUCUAUAAGAAAGCUUUAAAUGAAGCAGCCGAAAGAUUCAGGGAACUGCAGGCGGAGAAGGAGAUGAGACAGCUUCAAGAAGACAGGAAGAAUGACAAGAAACCUCCGCCAUACAAACACGUAAAGGUGAACAGACCGAUAGGGAAGGUGCAAAUCAUCACAGCAGAUCUGUCUGAGAUCCCACGCUGCAACUGCAAAGUCUCAGACGAGAACCCGUGUGGCAUUGACUCGGAGUGCAUCAACCGCAUGCUAAUGUACGAGUGUCAUCCUCAAGUGUGUCCAGUAGAGGAACGCUGUCAGAACCAAUGCUUCACCAAACGCCAGUACACUGAGGUGGAGAUCUUCAGGACGCUGUUGCGUGGUUGGGGUUUACGCAGUGUGUCUGACAUCAAGAAGGGAGCUUUUGUGAAUGAGUAUGUUGGAGAGGUCAUUGACGAAGAGGAGUGUCGAGCCAGGAUCAAACACGCACAGGAAAACAACAUCUGUAACUUCUACAUGCUCACACUGGAUAAGGAUCGGAUAAUAGAUGCAGGGCCGAAGGGAAACCAGUCGCGUUUUAUGAACCACAGCUGCCAGCCGAACUGUGAGACACAGAAGUGGACGGUGAAUGGAGACACCAGAGUCGGGCUUUUUGCAUUAGAGGACAUUCCUACAGGUGUUGAACUCACUUUUAACUAUAACUUGGAGUGUCUUGGUAAUGGGAAGACGGUGUGUAAAUGUGGAGCGCCCAACUGCAGCGGAUUCCUUGGUGUCAGACCAAAGAAUCAGCCCUCAUCUGAAGACAAGGUGCGGAAACUGAAGAAGAAGGUUGCGGUGAAGCGUAAGAGCCAGUUAGAGGUCACCAAGGAGCGGGAGGAUGAAUGUUUCUACUGUGGUGAUGGAGGGCCGAUUGUGUCUUGUAAGAAGCUCGGCUGCCCCAAGGUCUAUCAUGCCGACUGUCUGAAUCUGUCCAAGAGACCUGCAGGCCGCUGGGAGUGUCCGUGGCAUCAGUGUAAUGAGUGCGGAAGGGAGGCAGCAUCCUACUGCGAGAUGUGUCCCAACUCCUACUGCAAACAGCACCGCGAGGGAAUGCUGUUCAUAUCCAAACUGGACGGCAAGCUGUCCUGCAGCGAACACGACCCGUGCGGCCCCGAUCCUCUGGAACCGGGUGAAAUUCGAGAGUACGUGCCUGGUACACCUAUCCUACCCCCUCUGCCCAAUAUGUCAGUGUCAGGCAGAAUACCUCUGCCUGCCCUACCGCCUGCUGCUCCGCUCUUCAUUCCCGCCCCCAACAGACCCGUGUUCCAAGCCCAAAGACACCCGUAUGCAGACGAGGUGGUGGACAACGUGGUUUUGCCACCCUCUUCUCUUUCUAAGGACAUCAAGGAGGAAGAUAUGAGUGAUGAAGGUGAGGUGGUGGAAGGGGUGAUCGGGGAUGAAGGAGAAGAAGAAGGCCUUGAGGUUGUGGAUGAUGAUGAAGAAAUGGACUACGGAGGGAUCGGAUUCGAGGAUGAGGAAGAAGAAAAGGUGGAACGUGGCGAGGACUGGGGAGAUGAAUUUGUGGAUGAUGACUUCGAAGACACUGAGGAUUUAGGGGAAGUGGAGGAGGAAGACCAGGAAUCAUCAUAUGAUGAGUUUGUCGAAGGAGAAAAGUGAGCUCUCCUGCAUUUUUGCUUGACUUCUAUCUCUCGCACAAAAACUCUCGCUCUGAUGGGCACAGCCAGGUGACCUGUUGGGAAAGUCAACUGCCAUUUUUACGGUCGGUGCUCAGCUGAAUGCAAAACAAUUUUUGAGAAUGAUGGACAUGUGCAACAUUCUUAAGUUGAUGACGGUAUCAGCUUGCCUUCUCAACCCAAGUCCUCUUUGAAAAGUCCAUAAAGAGGGUUGGACCUGGUGCUGUGGGACUGAUUUUUUUUUUCAGUCCUUUUGUUGGUAUAUAAUUAGUGUCUGGUGCUCUUUUGUGCUUUUUUUAAUUUUCCUCCUCAACGUGUUUACAUUCUCUGAUCUAAACCGAAAGAUGACCUCACGGAGAGUUAAAAUGGGGCACCACAAACCAUACAGUUGUCUUACUUACGAACUCUGCAUAGAUUUUGAUUACACUUCAUUGACAGAGGAAAGAGAACUCAACAAAGCAGCAGAUAACUAAUGUUCAGUCCCUUCACCGGGUGAUUGCAAUGACAUAGCCACAUCAUUAGGCCAAAAAUAGCUUAAAGCUCCACGGGUCACGGUACUUGAAAUGAUUUCUUCAGGUCUGUCUGUUAGUAUCACAGAGUGGUUACAUGAAAAUGAAUAAAAGGAGUCCUAGUACAUAUUUUUCAGCUGAUUUGUGAAUAAAAAAAAAAAAAGAGUGCUACUAUCAAAAAGGACAAGGAAGUAUGACAUUCCCAGCAUCAUCCUGCUUGAUUUCAAACAUGCACUUUUUUGUUGCAUUUGUGUUUCUGUCAUUUUACUUCACUUCUAUGUCAAGACUAAAGAAACUUAGUAGUUUUAAGGUUUUGUAAAGUCUAGAGCAGUGAUUGUAUCACCUUUUAUUCUCCAUGCUUGUGGCCUUUGAGUCUUGAGAGCUUUUAGGAAAGAUGAGUUUGUACUUCUUAGAUAAGAUGGAUGUUGCAUAAGGCCUUUUUGUACUUUCCCUAGAUAAUUAAAUUCAACCACCAUCUCAGAAUACAAUUAAAAAAUCUCAAUGCCUCAUUGCAGUAACCAUUCAGAAUAUCAGAGAAAUUCCCCCCACCCCACGUUGUGUUACAAAUCUGCGGGUUAUGUUUUCUAUGCGUCUAUGAGCAGGUUAACUUUAAAAGGUGCCUCUGAAUGUUUUGCACUCUUUCAGAGAUCAGGAGAAAUUUCAAAGCGUCAUUUAUAUUCAUGAUGCCCAUAACUUUUUGCCAUUGAUCGAUUCCACGCUGUUCAUUCAACAUACUCUGUAGAUCUGCCUGAUGAAACUUAUGGCAGUUCAUUGUGGCUGCAUUGACUCAAGUGAUCAUGUUUGCAUUUAAUAUUUAAGGGAUGCAGAUGACC
Messenger RNA from Sinocyclocheilus rhinocerous, 8532 nucleotides. Its product is annotated as histone-lysine N-methyltransferase NSD2-like. NCBI's taxonomy places the organism in Eukaryota, Metazoa, Chordata, Actinopteri, Cypriniformes, Cyprinidae. The transcript is spliced from 24 exons. Gene Ontology annotation, cellular component: nucleus. The record is from RefSeq and is a predicted model, not a curated record. Bases 850 to 7173 code for a protein of 2107 amino acids. Gene Ontology annotation, molecular function: protein binding; histone methyltransferase activity.